This is a messenger RNA of Drosophila innubila, 2404 nucleotides long. Its product is annotated as putative protein kinase C delta type homolog. The coding region runs from base 1 to 1824 and encodes 607 amino acids. Gene Ontology annotation, biological process: intracellular signal transduction; peptidyl-serine phosphorylation. Gene Ontology annotation, molecular function: protein serine/threonine kinase activity; ATP binding. The record is from RefSeq and is a predicted model, not a curated record. Lineage: Eukaryota; Metazoa; Arthropoda; Insecta; Diptera; Drosophilidae. The transcript is spliced from 11 exons.
AUGAAGAAGAAACAGCGCAAGGAGAAGAAGAAAUUGAAACAGGCUAAAGAUGCCGCAACGCCAGCACGUUUUGAUCCGCAGAAGAAAAUCAAAAUCGAUACGACUAGCAAAUGUUAUGUGAAGAGGAGGCGCCGUUAUCCACUGGUUGCCACACCGUCCACUGUGGAAGCCAGCAAGGCGACUGGCGGCUCCAUCGAUGACGAUAGCGAUGAUGAUGAUAGCGAUGCUUGCACCAGCAACAGCUCCAGUUCCGAGGAGUUUGACGAUGAGGCAACUGCUGCUGCUGUUGCCAGCAAACAGCCGCAUGUUGCCGCCGUCGCAACAGCAACAGCAACAGCUAAGUCAAGUCUCCACUUUAACGGCUUGCAUUCCGGUUCGGCUUCCACCUCAGUGUCUGCGUCGAGUUCACCUUCGAUUAUACGGAUGAGCACGUGCAGCAAUGAUUCCGGCUUCGAGGGCGGCACAGCACCGUCCAGUCCAAAAGAUGUUGGCCACGCUGACAACAACAAAUGCAAAUACAACAACAACAACAACAAUAAAAAUACAAACAAAAUUCGUACAACAGAAUGUGACGUGAAUUGUCACAAGAAAUGCGAACGGCUCACGGCCAAUUUAUGCGGCGUCAAUCAGAAACUCAUCGUCGAGGCGCUCAACCACGUAAAACGAGGCAAGGAUUCACCCAGCACACCGCCCAGCUCAAAUCCUGCCUAUAAGAUAGAGCCCAACGAUGAACACGAUGAAACAUCAUAUACAUAUUCACAAUUCCAAAAAUCCGGACGUUUUACGGCGCCAGCAACAGUAAUACCUAGAUUUAAGAAUUAUUCGGUAGAUGAUUUUCAUUUUCUGGCUGUCCUUGGCAAAGGAAGUUUCGGCAAGGUACUGCUGGCUGAGUUACGUGAUACAACAUAUUAUUAUGCCAUCAAGUGCCUGAAGAAGGAUGUUGUGCUGGAGGACGAUGACGUCGAUUCAACGUUAAUUGAGCGCAAAGUUUUGGCCCUGGGCACAAAGCAUCCAUAUCUAUGCCAUCUGUUUUGCACAUUUCAAACAGAGAGCCAUUUGUUCUUUGUGAUGGAGUAUCUAAAUGGCGGAGAUCUCAUGUUCCAUAUACAGGAGAGCGGACGAUUUUCAGAAGAACGUGCGCGUUUCUACGGUGCCGAAAUCAUAUCCGGGCUCAAGUUCUUACACAAAAAGGGCAUUAUCUAUAGGGAUCUCAAAUUGGACAAUGUAUUGCUGGACUAUGAGGGUCAUGUGCGUAUUGCCGAUUUUGGUAUGUGCAAAUUGCAAAUAUAUUUGGAUAAGACCGCCGAUAGUUUUUGCGGCACACCCGAUUACAUGGCGCCCGAAAUCAUCAAGGGUGAAAAAUACAAUCAAAAUGUGGAUUGGUGGUCAUUUGGUGUGCUGCUCUACGAAAUGCUAAUCGGACAAUCUCCAUUUAGUGGCUGCGAUGAGGACGAACUCUUCUGGUCGAUAUGCAAUGAAAUUCCAUGGUUUCCCGUCUAUAUAUCAGCCGAGGCAACGGGCAUACUCAAGGGGCUGCUGGACAAGGAUUAUACGAAACGCAUUGGCUCGCAAUAUAGUCCAGCUGGCGAUAUAGCCGAUCAUAUAUUCUUCAGGCCCAUCGAUUGGAAACUACUGGAGAAACGUCAAAUUGAGCCGCCCUUCAAGCCACAAGUGAAACAUCCAUUGGAUACGCAAUAUUUCGAUCGAGUAUUUACCCGAGAGCGUGUUCGUCUCACGCCCAUCGAUAAGGAGAUUCUUGCAUCCAUGGAUCAGAAACAGUUCCAUGGAUUUACCUAUACAAAUCCGCACAUUACUUUGGACUAGAAUGUCGCAUGGAACUAAUGGCAAUGUGCUGGGCAUAUAGCAUAUAUAGUUAACUAUAUACUAAAACUAUACUACAUACUAUAUAUAAUCCUAAUCCAAAGAAUUACUUCAUAGAGCAACAGUAUUUGUAUAUGUAUGUAUAUAUAUUCUAUUAUUAUUAUUAUUACUAUAAUGUUUCUGUCUAAGUGUAUGAGUUGGAAAAACUCGAGAUUUAUUUAUUUAUAAGGCUUACUUAUGUGUCAAAUUGUUCAUAUUCAUAGCCAAGUAAAUCUCAGCCAAAUCUCAUACUCGAUUCUACAAAUAUAUGGAAGAGACUUUGAUUGUUGAAAGUUGAAAGUUGAAUAACUUUUGGCUGUUGCAAUUACAAAGCUAUGAAUACGUUUAUAAUGCUAGUCAGCUUAGUAAUACUAGAUAAAUCUAUAAGAUAAGCAUAUAUCUCUGUACAUAUAUUACAUAAAUACGUAAUUUUUUUUUUUUUGCAAUUUGGUACAAUUUAGUUGUACAAGCUCUAUACCAAAGUUGUAUGUACUCGAAUGUAUGUGCUACAUUAUGCUAGAAUAAAAUGGAACAAAAAUCUAAA